This is a messenger RNA of Impatiens glandulifera, 702 nucleotides long. RefSeq names its product secreted RxLR effector protein 161-like. The coding region runs from base 1 to 702 and encodes 233 amino acids. The record is from RefSeq and is a predicted model, not a curated record. NCBI's taxonomy places the organism in Eukaryota, Viridiplantae, Streptophyta, Magnoliopsida, Ericales, Balsaminaceae. The transcript is spliced from 2 exons.
AUGGAGGAUUGCAAAAGUAUGUCUACUCAUUUGUGUCAUAAGGAGAAACUGAGCAAGAAUGAUGAAACUAAUAAAGUUGAUGAGGCUCUCUAUAGAAGGUUGGUUGGCUGUCUCAUUUACUUGACAGAAACCAGACCUGAUAUACUGCAUGUUGUAAGUCUUUUGUCAUUUACUAACUGUGCAACUGAAACUCAUUUUAGAGCAGCUAAGAGGGUUCUUAGAUAUGUUAAAGGAACACCAGACUUUGGCAUUAAGUUCAGUACAGGUCUGAAGUGUUCUUUGCAGGGUUAUUCAGAUAGUGAUUGGGCUGGAUCUAUUGAUGAUAUGAGAACAGAAGCAGAGUUCAUUGUUGCUAUUGUUGCUGCAAAUCAAGCUUUAUGGCUGAGGAAAAUGCUAAUUGAUCUGAACUUGAGACAAGAAGAUUAUACAGAGGUGUUUAUUGACAAUCAAGCUGCAAUUUUUAUCUCAAACAAUCCUUUCCACAUCAAAUUGUUCUUUCUUAGGGAAGUGCAAAAAGAGGGAUCUGUUAACAGACAUAUUCACCAAGGCCUUACCGAGGAACAAGUUCAAGUUCCUAAGGGAGAAACUUGGCAUCUACAGCAACUCAAGCAAGGAGGAGUGUUGAAGUUUGCUUUAAUUCUGUUAUUUUUCCUUAUUUUUAGUAAAUCAGUUUUAGUUAGUGGUUUAGUGGGUGGUUUCUAG